CAAAUUAUCGUAUACAUGUCGAAAUUGACCGACAAAGUGCCUUCCAGUGUGAUCCAGGGACACUCAAUGACAGUGUUCCCCGCUGGCUGCUUGUGUCCAUCCAUCCAUCCAUCCGUCUAUAGUAAUACCGUGUCUUCUUCCCAGAUCUAAGAGGCCAUCAAUAAAAAGGCUUUAUUAAAGUAAGACAUCAUAGCCACAGGUCUCAUCAGGGUCGUUUGGAUGAUUUUACUGUUUGUGACACUAGCUGUGAAACAGAAGGAGUUCACCAAUCUGAAACAUACAUCUCCAAUGCUGGAGCAACUUUGGCUAGAGAUGUUGUUUUCAAAAUAUGUUUCAUAAACAUAUUAUUAAAUACGGUAUAAUAGGUUAAACUACAACUGAAUGAUAAAAAAUAUUCAAAUGUUCGAAAAAAGUUAGUAGAUAUAUUUAAAAAAAAAACCUUAGUAGUAGGUCGGAUUAUUUUUUUUGCGUGGGUACUGAGUAGCUAUCAAUCAUUGGACUCUACAAUAAUUAUUUAAAAUAAUAAACCUUCAACACGUUUCUAAUUUAAAGUUGGCGUGAUAUUUACACGAUAUAAGGUUCGAUAAUUGUAAGUUAAGGAACAUCUUUUUAUGUUAGUUUACCGUGCGAUACUUGGUUUAGGUAAUGUGAAAGAAAUGUUUUUAGUACAAUGUCUAAGAUAAAGAAAGUCGUUAUAAAAGAAAAGACAAGGAUUGAUAUGUUAUUACCUCAUCAACCACAUCAUGAUGAUUUUAUUCAUACAUUGACAAACGUAUUAAGUUGGUCUCGCUGGGUUGGAAUUGUUGGUUUAAAAAGACAUAUUUGGAAACUCUAUGGAGCUUGCAUGAUGUGUCUUUUGUUGGCAAUAGAAUUUCGAGCAAUUUAUAAGGUCUUUAAAGCAUUAGCUGGAUGGGCUGUAGACACAGUGGGACAUAGAAGCGUCACUGCAAGACUUGCGGGAACAAUGUUUUACUCUGCUGCUAUCUUCGCCUUGAUUCAGUGCAAUUAUCUAUCUCACUCUUGGAAGGAGACGUCCAAAUAUUGGUCGUCAUUAGAAUGGGAACUUAGUAAUAAACACGUUCCCAUAGACAAAACGCUAAGGAGAAGAAUGUAUAGAUCAGCUCUUAUUCUUAUUUUUUGUACUGCAGCUAUCUACCUUAUGAAUUAUUUAGUUGUGAUAGAUUUUAAGUGUAAAAUAUCAUAUUGCUUAAAGACAUUUGUAUUAAAAACUCACGGAUUUAUGUUGCUUGAAAGAGAGUAUUCUGAUUGGAUUGGUGUCUUUAUUUUAUUCGUGCACGUCAUAUCGAAUAUCAUUUGGACUUUACAAAAUUUGUUCAUAAUUUUGAUGGGAAUGGGUCUAACAUCGAGAUACAAAAGACUAAACUCUUAUGUCGCGACUGUUGUACGAGGAAAUGAUAGAAAAGAAAAAAUGUCUGAGAAAUUAAGAAAUCAAGAAGUUCUACUUGUGUAUACAUGGAAAAAGAUAAGGGAGGCAUACACAAAGCAGGCGAUAUUGGUGCAUCGCGUCAACAAGUCUUUGGGAGGCCUUAUUUUGGUGUCUAGCUUUUUUGACUUCUACUUCAUUUGCUUGCAGUUAUUUUACGGAAUCGUUCAAGGAAUUUCAAGCGAUGGAAUAAAACAUUUAUACUUCUUGAUCCAUUUUUCCUGGGUUUGUGGUCGGACUGUUUACACAAUUUUAUCAGCUGCAUAUGUAAAUGAAUAUUCUAAGCUGGCAUUGCCUCAUUUAUAUAAAUGUGACUCACAGUUUUAUAAUACGGAGAUGAAAAGACUUCAAAGACAAAUUAGUAGAGAAAAUAUAGCAUUGAGUGGAAUGGGUUUUUUCAAUCUCAGAAGAAGUAUUAUUUUACAGAUGGCCGGCAUUGCAGUAACAUAUGUGUUGGUACUGGUCCAAUAUGAUGGGUCCGACGAUCAAAUUCUGACAAAUUCUACGGACGCGUCAUUUAAAUAAGCAUAAUUUCAGUACGUUCUAAUGAGUUCAACCGCAUGGCCAGGAUGAUGAUCAUUUGAUGUUGGCUUGCUACGGGCGUUAUGUGUUGGUGACGAUUUCCAAAAUGAAUUUCUUUGAGUUAUAAACAAAAACAAAGAAAUUACAAACGAGCUCUAUUAACGACAACUGCAUUGGAAUGUAAAGACUGGAUGCUCUAAAGGUUAUAAAGAUAUAGAUUGGGUAACAAAUAGUCAAAUAUAAUACUAGAGCGAGCAAAGUCGUGAAAAAUUAUUACUAUAAAUUAGAAAUGGCAUAAUACUCUAAACUAAACUAAAUCAAACAAAAAUAUGACAUCAAAAGUAAUAGCUACAAAAUAAUAUACUAACCACAAAGUUAUAUCUAAUUGAAAAUUUUCAAUGGUUAGUAUGAAUAUUACAAUAACCGAAUUUUUAAGCGCUAAUUUAGUAACACUUAUUUAAAUUUUAGUCUCAAAUAGUUGGUCAAAAUUAGAUUAUUUCGUUUUCAUAUCUCAUUGUUACUUUUGUUGUAAGAGAAGAUAUUGUAAUAUCUUUUAAUGAUAUACAUUAUUUCUAUAAUAAUCUAAAGCAGAUACAGAUAGAAGAUGAAAAACCUACAACCGUAAUAGUAUACUAACCGAUUAUUACCAUUGCGCAAUUCUAGCCUCAUACAUAUAUGUAUGUAUCUACAUGCGUACAAACAAACAUACCUAUAUAUAUAGUAAUUGAAUAUUAAAUGAAAUUAACCUUUUAAUAUUGCAAGUUAAAAGAAAAUCCUUAUUUGUAUUAUAUUUUAUAGUUUGUUUCCUAUUCCAAGUCUAUUUUUGUUGAAAUCUAUUUCACGAUUUCAAUUGAUGAGCAGACUUACAAGAAGAUUUUUUGAAGUAGGCGACAAUGACUAUUUGAUACGGAAUUAACUCAAAAACUACUGGAUCAAUUUGGAUAGAGUUUGGUUAUUCUUGUAGAGGUAGUAUAGUUUGGAUUCUAGAGAAGGGAAAUUAAGCGUGUAAAACAGCCUUAAUACCAAAUCCGAGAGCACAUAAAAGUUAUAUUUGAAAUCAGUUCAAUGUACCUCUCCUGGAUCCGUUAUAUCAAAAAUAAAUGAAGUUAAAUCUGGGAAAUGAAGAAUAAAUUCCAUUUACUCGUAUUAUCCAGCGGAAGAUAAUAUGUAAACAGAUUCGAGUCUACGUCUGCACGCCAACCCUCCAUCUAAAAUUGUUCUAUUAAAAAAGGUUAAACAAUUAAAAGUAGAGCUUCAAUUUAAGUGUAAAUGCAAGUAACUUAUUACUAUCUGUAUCAAA
This is a messenger RNA of Danaus plexippus (monarch butterfly), 3266 nucleotides long. Its product is annotated as gustatory receptor for sugar taste 64a-like. The record is from RefSeq and is a predicted model, not a curated record. Gene Ontology annotation, molecular function: taste receptor activity. The coding region runs from base 671 to 1969 and encodes 432 amino acids. NCBI's taxonomy places the organism in Eukaryota, Metazoa, Arthropoda, Insecta, Lepidoptera, Nymphalidae. Gene Ontology annotation, biological process: sensory perception of chemical stimulus; detection of chemical stimulus involved in sensory perception of taste. The transcript is spliced from 10 exons. Gene Ontology annotation, cellular component: membrane.